This is a messenger RNA of Cydia amplana, 1934 nucleotides long. It is a transcript of the gene TM9SF3, whose product is annotated as transmembrane 9 superfamily member 3. Bases 98 to 1825 code for a protein of 575 amino acids. Gene Ontology annotation, cellular component: membrane. Gene Ontology annotation, biological process: protein localization to membrane. Lineage: Eukaryota; Metazoa; Arthropoda; Insecta; Lepidoptera; Tortricidae. The transcript has a single exon. The record is from RefSeq and is a predicted model, not a curated record.
UGGCAACAUUGGGUAAUGUCCGAUUUCGGCAUUUCACUUACGUGUUUUGUUUAUUUUACUUUUAAAAAUUGUCCGGAUUAGUGAUAUUAUUUAUACAAUGAAAAUCCUCUACGUGCUAUUUAUUUCAUUGACUAUAGUAAAUUGUGAUGAACAUACACAUACAUACAAGGAUGGCGAGCAAGUGGUGCUAUGGAUGAACACUGUGGGCCCAUACCACAAUCGCCAGGAGACGUAUGCAUAUUUUUCGCUACCGUUUUGCGUCGGCACCAAAGUAACAAUCGGGCACUACCAUGAAACUUUAUCGGAAGCGCUUCAGGGUGUGGAGCUUGAAUUUAGUGGACUCGACAUUACCUACAAGGAUAAAGUUCCUGCACAGCAGUUUUGUGCUAUAGAACUUACUGAGCAGUCAUAUAAAGCCCUCGUCUAUGCAGUGAAGAACCACUACUGGUACCAAAUGUACAUUGACGACCUGCCUAUUUGGGGAAUCGUUGGCGAAGUUGACGGUGACAGCUACUAUAUCUGGACGCACAAAAAGUUCGAUAUUGGCUACAACGGGAACAGAAUAGUUGAAGUAAACCUAACUGCAGAGAAUAAGGAGCGCCUUACACCGCAUGCAAAUAUUCCGUUCACAUAUGAAGUCAAUUGGAAGCAGAGCAAUAUUAAGUUUGAAGACAGGUUUGAUAAAUACUUGGAUCCCAACUUUUUCCAGCACAGGAUCCACUGGUUCAGCAUCUUCAACAGCUUCAUGAUGGUGAUAUUCUUGGUGGGGCUUGUGUCUAUGAUUCUCAUGAGGACUCUCCGUAAAGACUAUGCUAGAUACUCUAAGGAUGAUGACCUGGAUGAUUUAGAGAAAGAUUUGGGAGACGAGUAUGGUUGGAAACAAGUACAUGGUGAUGUGUUCCGUCCUGUUCCUCACUUGGGGUUAUUCUCAGCUUUAGUAGGGGCUGGCUAUCAGCUCACCACUGUGACCCUGGCUGUCAUUAUAUUCACGAUAUUUGGUGAACUUUACACUGAGAGGGGUUCAUUAUUGUCUACUGCUAUUUUCAUUUAUGCUGCAACUUCUCCAGUGAAUGGAUACUUUGGGGGCUCUCUGUAUGCCAGGAUGGGUGGCAAGCUAUGGAUCAAGCAGAUGCUCCUCUCUGCUUUCUUGCUCCCUGUACUGGUCUGUGGUACGGCAUUUUUUAUUAAUUUUAUUGCUAUGUAUUAUCAUGCCUCGAGAGCUAUUCCAUUUGGCAGUAUGGUGGCUGUGAUGUCCAUUUGCACUUUUGUUAUUCUACCACUGACUUUAGUAGGCACUGUUUUGGGCCGUAACUUAGCUGGUCAACCUGACUAUCCUUGCCGUAUCAAUGCUGUCCCUCGGCCAAUACCAGAAAAGAAGUGGUUUAUGGAACCAUUCAUAAUUAUCAUCAUGGGUGGUAUUUUACCUUUUGGUUCAAUAUUUAUUGAGAUGUACUUCAUAUUUACAUCUUUCUGGGCUUAUAAAAUUUAUUAUGUGUAUGGAUUUAUGUUGCUUGUGUUUGUGAUCCUUAUGAUAGUGACAGUGUGUGUAACCAUUGUGUGCACAUACUUUUUGUUGAAUGCCGAGGACUACCGCUGGCAGUGGACUAGCUUCCUGUCAGCCGGAAGUACAGCUCUCUAUGUAUACUUGUAUUCCUUCUAUUACUUCCUGUUUAAAACGAAAAUGUAUGGUCUAUUUCAGACCACUUUCUACUUUGGCUACAUGGCUCUCUUCAGUUUAGCUCUUGGAAUUAUUUGUGGGACUGUAGGCUACAUUGGCACAAGUAUUUUUGUUAGGAAAGUAUAUUCUACUGUAAAAAUUGAUUGAACACAAAUUACUAGGUUGUCAAUUUUUAUUUGAUAUGGUACUGUUAUUCCAAUCAGAAUAAAAUGUCUUAUUUGUUGAUUUGAUUUAUUUUAUAAGAAGUGGUUACAGA